This is a messenger RNA of Mobula hypostoma (lesser devil ray), 6290 nucleotides long. It is a transcript of the gene ofd1, whose product is annotated as OFD1 centriole and centriolar satellite protein. The transcript is spliced from 22 exons. Gene Ontology annotation, molecular function: protein binding. Bases 1915 to 5004 code for a protein of 1029 amino acids. Gene Ontology annotation, cellular component: centrosome; ciliary basal body. Gene Ontology annotation, biological process: epithelial cilium movement involved in determination of left/right asymmetry. The record is from RefSeq and is a predicted model, not a curated record. Lineage: Eukaryota; Metazoa; Chordata; Chondrichthyes; Myliobatiformes; Myliobatidae.
UGUGUCCGGGCGGGCGGCUUUUACCUUCUGCAUGGGAGGCCUUUAACUCUGGGUGCGCAUAACCCGAAGGAAAGCGAAGCAAAAGAAGCAGUUUGUGAGGGGGGAAAGGGAGCUCAGGGGCUGAAUUGACCAGCUCUCCUUGAUUGGAUAAACCUUAGCAUAGGCACGGCGGGCCGAGAAACAUCUUUGCUGGGGGUUUGAUCCUAAGGAUUAUACUCAGGAGGCUGUUUUUAGUUGUUUUUUAACAAGUCGAGGAAAAUUUACGAGGGCGAUGGCCAGAAAAGCAAUUAUUGUCAUAUCUCGUGUAAUGAUGACGACUUCCAUGAGUAUAUAAUUUUAUACUUACGAGUUCAAAAGGUUGAACAUGGGAUAGGGUACCCUGGCAUUGGUUCUCUACAGAAGUUCUAAAAUUAAUGAUUGUGCAUUAUAAAUCAUACUCAAUUAUGUGUUGUAUAUCAUCACGAUGUCUAGUUUUAUUCGUGUUGUGACAGUGCAGAGACAAAGAGAUUCUGCCGAUACUGGAAAUCGUGAGCAGCACACAAAAUUAUUGGAGGAGCUUAGCAUGUCGGGCAGCAUCUGUGGAGGGAAAUAAACAGGCGAAUUUCGAGCCGAGACCCAACGUUGACUGUUAGUUACUGUCCAUAUAUGCUGCAUGAACUGCCGUGUUCCUCCAUUGUUUUGUCUGUGUUGCUAACGACAUUGCACCUAUAACUUAUGACCACUUCCUGCGUUCAGGGGCAGGGAUACGUGGUAGAGCAGAGUUUGCAGAGUAAAGUGUACAGACAAGUGUGGCUGUCAGAUUAAAAAGUAUCUACAACUUGCAUAGAUUUAAAGACAGAUCAAGUGUUUUGGAAUUGAAGUGUGGACCAAUUCCAUCGCAUUGAAAUUGAAUAGAUUCUUGCAAAUGUGAGAUUUUCUGUUUGGCUCUGGAUUUGUCAGAUUGAUAGGGUGUUCGAAGAUGCAAUGGUACUUGGCAAUUAGGUAAAGAACAGUGAAGAAUAAAGAGAAGGAAACGGGAAUUAUUGGUAAUGAAAGUUUAAAACUGUUCUCGAGAUUGUGUGGUAUAUACAGGUUUUGCAGAAGUCUGCGUGAUGAUUGCACAGGACCUAUGAAAAAAAAUUUUGAUCCUGGCAAAUGAUAAAAUUAGUCAAAUCUUUGGUUUCUUCUGGUUAUUAAUGCAUUUUCCUGACACAGUUUAUUUACUAAUCCUAUAACUUUGUGCACAACUUUAUCUUCUUAAAGUAAGUGUAAACUGUUACAGAAUAUACUUAAUAGAGCACUCGAAUAUAAAAGCAAGUCGGUAUUGUUGAGGCUUUAUAAGGCACAUGUGAGGCCUCAUUUGGAGUAUUUUGAGCAGUUUUGGGCCUCUUGUCUAAGAAAAGAUUGGAGAGGGUCCAAAGCAGGGGUCACAGGAAUGAAAGAGUUAACACAUAAGUUUUGGACCGAUCCUUGCUGGAGUUUAGAAGAAUGAGCUGGGUUCUCAUUGAAAGCUAUCAAAUAUUGAAAGGCCGAGAUAGAGUGGAAGUGGAAAAGAUGUUUUGUAUAUUGGAGGAAGUCAAGGGCCAGAGGGUACAGCUUCAGAAUAGAAGGAUGUCUGUUUAGAAGAAAGAUGAGGAGGAAUUUCUUUAAACAAGGUGGUGAAUCUGUGGAAUUCAUUGCCAUAGACUGCAAAGGAGGCAAAAUUAUUGGGUGUAUUUAAAGUGGAUUAGUCAGGGUGUCAAGGGUUAUGGGGAGGAGGCAGGAGAACUUGGUUGAGAGGGAUAAUAAACUGGCCAUGAUUAAAUGGCCUAAUUUUGUUCCCAAGUCUUAAGGCUAUUUCAGACAAUCUAACCGUUAUUCUUGAUCAUGAUGUUUACAUUUUGUAAUAUAAAAUAAUUAUAUAAUUUGGCUUAAUGUGCUGCAGUUUAUAAAUAAAUGGCUUCUGGAACUAGUCAAGCUAUUACUUCAGAAGAGCUUCGGAGAAGACUUUAUCAGACAUUCAAAAAUCGGGGUGUAUUAGAUUCUCUAAAGUCUCAGCUUCGAAAUCAGCUUGUUCAUGAAUUAACACGUCCUGAUUUAAAUGGACAUUUCCUUUCCUGUGGUCGUCGUCAUCAGCAUCCUUCUACAGAUGAACCUUCUCUAUUGAUUUUGGCUGCAAAUAGCAUUGUAGCAGAUCACUUGAGCAGAGCAGGAUAUGAGUACUCAUUGUCUGUCUUCUAUCCAGAAUGUGGCUUAGAAAAAGAGAAGGUAUUCACAGCAAGAGAUCUCCUACAGAUCAUGAAAAUCAACUCAACAUCAGACCUUUACAAGUCAAUUAUCUCAAAUCUUCAAAAGGACCAUCAGAAAGGAUUUCUGAUUGAAUUCCUGAAGGAACUGACUGAUCAUCACUUAACGAGGGACUUUCGAAAUGCCGAGGUUCAGACAAACAGUAUUCCACAGUAUAAAGAAUCUAUUGUUGAUAAGCUUCAAAUGAUUGACGAGCAGUAUGCAGCAUUUCAACCUGUAAGCAUGCGAGAGGACUUCUGGGAAACAAAACUGCUCAAAUAUCGUAAGCAAAUAGAAGAACAGCUUCAUACAGAACUGCAGCAAAAGCUACAGCAUUUUAAGGAUGUGGAGUUGGCUAAAAUUCAGAUUCAGGAGAAAGAGCUGUCAAGGAAGAUCAUAGAAGACCAAAGAUCGAAAUUAGAUAAAAUGUACCAGUUGAAAGUUGAAGCAUUGAUUGCACGAGAGAAGAAUGCUAUUGAGAGACUUCAGAAACAGCAGGAGGUUGAGGAGAAAGAAAUCUAUAUGCAGAGACAGAGUUUAUUAAAAGACAUUGAAUCUCUGCGUAAUAGAGAAAUAGAACUUGAACAACGAUUUGAAGCCUUUGAAUUGGCUCAAAAUCUGCAUGAACAAAAGAACAAGAGUGUACAAGAUAAUCUCCAAAGACGGGAGCUGGCAGUGAAAAAUAUCGAGGAGACUUAUGAGCAAAAGCUUAAGAAUGAACUGUGCAAGUAUCAGCUUGAGCUACAAGAAGAUUAUCGAAAAAGAACUGAGAAAGUGGCAGUAAAUGAGAAAAGAAUUGAAGCUGAAGCAGCUCGAUUACAUGAAGAAUCUCUCAUCAUACAUUCCAUUAAGGAGGAACUUCAGCAAACUCGUGCUCAAGCAAUGAAGUUGGAGGUUGAACUAAAUGAAGCUAAAGGCCAAAUUUGUUUGCUAAUGAAGCAGAAUGAAUUACUGAAUGAAAAGUUAAAGGAUACAGCGGACUAUGCAUCAUUAAAAACUGUAAAUGUACAGUUUCAGACUGAAAUCAAACUACUUCGGAAACAGUUGGAUGAAGCUCGUUGCGAAAAUCAGAAACUGUGUGAAAUGUUAAAUGAACCUUCUGCUGCACACAUAGCACUUCAAGCUGAGUUGAAGAAAAUAGAAUAUUCCAGAAAACUUGACCAGGAUGAAUAUCAAAGACAAAAAGAAAUAUUAGAGCAGCAGUUGCAGCAUGAGAUGGAGCGAUGUGCACAGGUGAGAAGCCAACUUCUAGAAUUUGAGGAUCAAACCAGAAGGUUGAAUGGACAAGUUGAUGAUUUGAAACUUCAACUGCGACAGACACAUUUAGCUUUAGAGAAUGAAGUGUACCGUAAUCCCAAACCCUCACUGGUUGAUCGGUCAGCCCUUGACCUCACUGCAGACAGAAUAGUACCUCCUGAUAUCUAUCUAGAUACUGGUUUACCCAGGAGCCGGGUAGUAUUUGAAGAACGAUUCCUUUAUCCAGGUUCUAGUAUGGGUGCAAACUAUUCCAAGUACUUUGGAACACCAAGUUCUUCGUCAGAUUCAGACCAAGACUUUGUAGCAGGGGCCAAGGCCCGAAUAAGAGAGCUAGAAAAGGAGUCCGAGAACUUAGAGGAAGCCUACAGGAACUACCAAAAUAGACUAAUUCAAGCUGCUGUUCAGAAAAGUUCAGAGGCUCAGCCUUUUUCCCUAUUGCCAGUUAACAACAGUAGUCUCAAUAAAAUUUCAUCCAGCCACCCACACAGAGUUACAUUUGCAGACUCUUUCUUAACUUAUGAAAAAUCAAAGCCAUCGAGACACCCAAUAUCUGAAGUAAGCCAUCAAUCAACAAAUAUAAUUGAAGAUUACCAAACUCCUUCGCUAGGCUUGUUCACAUCCCCAAAAUGUAGCUCUUCAACACCUGUCAAACAGAAACCUGAAUAUGGCAUGUUCAUGAAGACUUCAGAAGGUGAGGAUGGGUCAUUUCUGGUCUGUGUUCCCAGUGUAUCUGAACAUCAAGAGCCAAUUGCAACCAAUGAGGUACAAUCCCAUGGCAGUUCAGAUGUCAGUAAUGCAAACCGUUCUUUAUCUAUCAUCUGUGGAGAAAAUGAAAGGUCAGAAAAUGAUCAGGUUGAUGAUCCCUUGUCUAUGCCUUCAACAUCUCCAAGGUUCGAAGAACUGCUUGAUCAACCAGAUAAUCAUUGUGAAAUCGUGCAAGAAGGCGUUUCAAAGCUUAACAAAUGCUGGGAGGAAAAUGAGGAUAAAAGCUCUGUUUCUUCACUACAACAAGAAAUAAUUUCCUCUCCAGCAGAUGCUUCUGAAAUGGAAUCGAUUGAAGAAGUGGAAAAAACCAGAGGAGAGGAAGAAAGCAAAGAAAAGGGAGAUCGAGGUGUAGAAAAAAACACAUGGCACGAUCAUAGACAAAAGGGUGAAGAGAAACAAUGUUUGGAAAGCGAGGAAUCAAGUGAAAAAGAACAGAAGGAACAGGAACAACUAGAACAAGAAAAGGGUGAAAAGCUAAUGAUGGACCAUGAUAGACAAAGCCCAGAAGAGCAUAUUCCAGAAAUUGUAGAAUUACCUGUAACAAGUGUGGAUCCGCUGGAGAAAUAUAUGAAACUAAUUCAACAGCAGAAGGAAGAAGAACAACAGAAGGAAGAACAGCAGGAAAAGAGUUCUAAGAAGGAAGUAGAAGAAGAGAGUUCGUCACUCCAAACACUGUCCAAUGGAAAAACUGGCAGUCCUGCAGCCUCACAUGAAGAAACUGAUGAUGCAUUCUGGUGAAUUUGCCAUAGCAACAGAUCUAUAAUAUGGAUCCAUCACAGAAUUGAUUUAAGCUACAUUCAGCAUUUUUUAAAUAAAUUGUUUAUUUGAAAUUUUAUAAAUCUUAUGCCUUAAGACAGUUUUUCCAAAAAUACUUACCCUGUUGGUAACUUUUUUUAAUGUAAAGGUCCUAUAAUAGAAUGAUUGGCAAAUAAAUUUAACCAUGCAUAGCUGGACAAUCUUGAGAGAUUUUAAUUUAUUCAUUUAGAUUUGAAUUCUCAGUUACUUUGUCUACCAAUAGAUUUAUGUUUACAGCUGGACUGACUUGGCACAGGUUGGUGACAACAGGAAAAUAAAUGCAGAGGAAGCUAAUUAAAAAUGGUACACAGUUCAAGAAAGAAAACGGAUAUAAACAUUUUAAAAUCAAGGUAAUGAAUUGAAAUAUUAAAUCUGGAGAUAAGACCAAUAGCAAGCUAAUGCAUUUUCACCCCACGGUGUUAAUUGAUUGCUUCAGCUGUAAUAAGUAAUUAACUAUUUUGAAAGGGAACUAUAUAGGAAGCUGCUUUCACUUACAAUAGAAAAUAUCAAGUUUACUAUAAGAUUAUAAAAGUGGUAAGUUAUAGAAAAUUAUUCUACAUGUUACAAUUUCAUUAGAUAAAAAUGUUUUGCUUAAGCAACAAAGCAGUAAUGUUCUGUUAUAGUAACAAAACCUUAAUUCUUAAUUCAAAGAAAGCAUCUCAGAAACACACCCACAUGCUUAGCUUAUCCAACAAUACAUUUAACUGUAUUGCCUUGGAAACAAAGAACUUAGAAAAGCAUAAAGAAACUACUUUAAACAUUUGAACAGUCUUAAGAGCUUUUAAUCAAUUGUUAAUGAGUUAGCACAGCUACUAAGAAAAUUUAAAACUAUAUUUCCACAGUCUUGAAAUAAAACCUUUUUUUUCUUUUACCUUGCAUGUAUUAAUGAAGUGCUUUUUUUUACCUGGUUAAACUUGCACAUUGAUUUGACAUAAAGCUAUAUAUUAUAAACAUUAAUAAGAAAUGGAAAAUAAGAAAUUAAAUGUCACACAACACCUAUUGGGUUGACUGUUAGUGGAAUUUGUCAUAGGUAGGUUUUCCGGGCCAACAGUAUGAAAGAUUUUACUGCAGCAUUUAACAAUAAAACAAUGUUAGAUACAGAAAUAAAAAAAUCUACAAGCAUUAAUUUUUUUGCAUGUGUUUAUCAAUAUGAGAAUGUUUAGUAAAAAGAUUCUAACACCUUAAAAACAUUGUUUCUGUUUUUAAAAAAAACUGUACCAGAUGUGACA